This is a messenger RNA of Salmo salar (Atlantic salmon), 426 nucleotides long. Its product is annotated as interferon a3-like. Gene Ontology annotation, cellular component: extracellular region. Lineage: Eukaryota; Metazoa; Chordata; Actinopteri; Salmoniformes; Salmonidae. Gene Ontology annotation, molecular function: cytokine receptor binding. The record is from RefSeq and is a predicted model, not a curated record. Gene Ontology annotation, biological process: defense response.
AUGCUUCAGAAAAUGGGUCAUGAAGUCUCUCGAGAACCUCAGAUCACUUUCCCUGACAAACAAUACAGACAAGUCAAUAAUUUCAAGGCUGAGGAACAGAUGGCCUUCAUUUCGCAUACUCUGAACGCUAUAAAGAAAUUGUACAGCAGUGGUAAAUAUGAGUCCACCGCCUGGGACCAGAAAGGAGUUGACAAGUUUAUGAAUGACCUCUAUCGCCAGACCUCGGAGCUGGACCAAUGCGUAAAGUCUAUGAAAACUAGACUAUCAAAAUCUGUCAAAAGAGUGAACAAAAAGAUGAGCCUUCACUUCAAGUUCCUGAAGAAUUACUUGAAACGCGAGGAAUACAGCGCAAGCGGCUGGGAAGACAUAAGGACAGUGGUGCUGGCACACCUACAUAGACUAGACACAACAUUAAGUAUCCAAUGA